GCUUACAAGAAAUAGAUCAUAUGUCUAUUGUAUUAUGUAGAUAUUUUGUAUUAAAACGUCUGCAUUCAUUACCUAACAUUGUGCGAUGUUUACAUCAUUGUCAGUAUACCUCGCACGACGCACCGGCUUUCGUAACCUACAAAAUACCUCGGCUCACAAUCAGCCACGAAGAAUCAGCUGAUUGAACUGAAGAGAGGUUAACGUAAAUAUCCGAGUAGUCAACAUUUGGGUUCGAUUUCAACAUGUCAAGAGGAAUGUAUUACAGAAAUUGUCUCAGAAGGUAUUUGAUACAACGAAAAUGUACGGAUUCUCGGGUGCGAACGUGUCGCGCGAUCCACAGAACGAUCCCCGUGUCUUCAUCAGCGAUUAAUGCAGGCGCAACUGAGCGAGUUGCUCUAGAUGAAAAACCAGGGAGGAAUAUCAGAGAUGGACCAUCCUUGAAGGAUUUCCUGAGCCCGUCCGUUGUCGAUAUUCCCAGCGAGAAGCCUGUCCCGUACGUGCAGGAUAUCCGUGGCGAGAAUCAAAAAGUGUACUUCGAAAUUUACGGUUGCCAGAUGAACGUGAACGACGCCGACAUAGUGUGGUCGGUAUUGAAGUCGCACGGCUACAAGCAUACGCGAUCUCUGGACGACGCGGACAUCGUGCUGGUCGUCACCUGCUCCAUCAGGGACAACGCCGAGCAGAAGGUGUGGAACAAAUUGGAGCACUUAAACGGACUGAGGAACAAGAGAAAGAGGAUAAUUGGACCGCCUAUGAAGAUCGGUCUUUUAGGAUGCAUGGCCGAACGCUUAAAGACUAAGAUACUAGACAGGGGGAAGCUUGUAGACGUAAUAGCGGGCCCUGACAGCUACAAGGAUUUGCCAAGGCUUCUGGCGGUGAUGGACGAUGAAACGGCUGUCAAUGUCUUGUUAUCGUUUGACGAGACGUAUGCGGAUGUCACGCCGGUUAGACUCAACCAGGACUCCACUGGGGCAUAUGUUUCUAUAAUGAGGGGUUGCGAUAACAUGUGCACCUACUGUAUCGUACCGUUUACGCGAGGAAGAGAGAGAUCCCGACCGAUUGCAAGUAUACUUGACGAGGUCCGGCAGUUGUCGGAUCAGGGGGUGAAGGAAAUAACUCUACUUGGACAGAACGUGAACAGCUACAGAGAUUUAUCGAAAUCGGAAUUUGCCCUGUCGGCUAACACGGAGACCCAUCUCGCUAAAGGUUUCAAAACGGUUUACAAGACUAAGAAAGGCGGUUUAAGAUUCGGCGAUCUUCUGGACAAAGUCUCCUCGAUUAAUCCGGAAGUAAGAAUAAGAUUUACGUCGCCUCAUCCCAAGGACUUUCCCGAUGAAGUGUUGCACUUGAUAGCCGAGAGACCGAACAUCUGCAAGCAGAUUCACUUGCCUGCGCAAAGCGGCAACUCCACGGUUCUGGAGAGAAUGCGAAGAGGAUACACCAGGGAAUCGUACUUAGACUUGGUGUACCGUAUUCGUGAUAUUUUCCCGGGCAUACAUCUUUCGAGCGAUUUUAUCGCCGGGUUCUGCGGCGAGACCGAGGAGCAGUUUCAAGAUACGUUGUCGCUGAUAGAAGAAGUUAAAUACAACAACGCAUAUUUAUUCGCCUACAGCAUGCGCGAGAAAACUACGGCACACAGACGAUACAAGGACGACGUUGAGUCGCACAUAAAGAUGGACCGUCUGAAUCGCAUGAUCGCGCUAUAUCGAAAAGAGGUGGAGAAAUUGAAUAGAGCACAGAUAGGGCAACGUCAACUCGUUCUCGUGGAAAGCACGAGCAAGAGGUCUGAUCAAAAGUUACGAGGUAGAAACGACGGUAAUGUGAGAGUUAUACUACCAUCUGCGCCUAUCCCGAUUGCCGAGCACUCCGUUACGACAAGAGAAAUACAAGUUGGCGAUUAUAUCGUCGUACGAAUUGACAAUGCCAACUCCCAGACUUUACAAGGAGUACCUCUGUACUAUACUUCAAUCGCCGAACAUUCACUAAAUAAAUAAUGAUUGUUCACUAAACAAUAA
This is a messenger RNA of Wasmannia auropunctata (little fire ant), 2015 nucleotides long. Its product is annotated as CDK5RAP1-like protein. Gene Ontology annotation, molecular function: tRNA-2-methylthio-N(6)-dimethylallyladenosine(37) synthase activity; 4 iron, 4 sulfur cluster binding. The record is from RefSeq and is a predicted model, not a curated record. Gene Ontology annotation, biological process: tRNA modification; negative regulation of cyclin-dependent protein serine/threonine kinase activity. The coding region runs from base 243 to 1994 and encodes 583 amino acids. The transcript has 8 exons. Gene Ontology annotation, cellular component: cytosol; mitochondrion. NCBI's taxonomy places the organism in Eukaryota, Metazoa, Arthropoda, Insecta, Hymenoptera, Formicidae.